This is a messenger RNA of Pygocentrus nattereri (red-bellied piranha), 2557 nucleotides long. RefSeq names its product DnaJ heat shock protein family (Hsp40) member C21 (gene dnajc21). Gene Ontology annotation, molecular function: zinc ion binding; nucleic acid binding. The coding region runs from base 509 to 2131 and encodes 540 amino acids. Lineage: Eukaryota; Metazoa; Chordata; Actinopteri; Characiformes; Serrasalmidae. The transcript is spliced from 12 exons. The record is from RefSeq and is a predicted model, not a curated record. Gene Ontology annotation, cellular component: cytoplasm.
GCGACACCACGUUGCUGUUGCGUGCGGUUAGCUUGUAGCUGGAGGACAAGAGAAAUAGACAGAUAAACUAAGUUAUUGUGUGCAGUUAAUACAGCGGUUCGACUGUGUGGGAGCUAGGCGGUUGAUAGUCAUUUUAAAAAGGGCUUUAUAAUUACUGUCCGAGUCUAAACUAGCCUGGUUAUCCGAUGCUAAAAGGCUAACCGGUAUCAGUCGCGUAGUAAAGCUGCUGCUCUGAGAGAAGGAAGCGGUUUACCUGUACAGGAGCUGUUCAGCUGUACAGGGGUAGCUUAUCUGUAGCAGGGCAAGUUAUUUUACUGGGGUAUGUUAUCUGUAGCAGGGCAAGUUAUUUUACUGGGGUAGUUUAUCUGUAGCAGGGCGAGUUAUUUUACUGGGGGAGUUGAUCUAUAGAGGGGUAGAUUCCCUGUAGUAGGGUGGGUGGCUACGUUGUUUGGGUAGUACAGCUACUUAGGGCUAGUCCCCGUUUGUUAUUACUAGCCUAGCAACCAGGAUGAAGUGCCACUACGAGGUGCUCGGAGUCGAGAGGGACGCGACGGAUGACGAUCUGAAAAAAGCCUACAGGAAACUGGCACUGAAAUGGCACCCAGAUAAGAACCUGGAGAAUGCAGAAGAAGCUGCAGAGCAAUUCAAACUGAUUCAAGCAGCUUAUGAUGUACUUAGUGACCCACAAGAGAGAGCCUGGUACGAUAACCACCGGGAGGCGUUGCUGAAAGGCGGAGUCAGUGGAGAGUACCAGGACGAUAGUAUUGAUCUUCUGCAGUACUUCACUGUGACCUGUUACUCGGGUUAUGGGGAUGACGAGCAGGGCUUCUACGCAGUGUACAGGAACUUGUUUGAGUCCAUUGCAAAGGAAGAAUUGGAGCAUAGUAAAGAUGAAGAUGAAGAGUGUGAAGACUUUCCCACGUUCGGAGACUCUCAGAGUGACUAUGAUAUGGUUGUGCACCUGUUCUAUGGCUGUUGGCAGAGUUUCUGCACGAGGAAAAAUUUUGCAUGGAAGGAAGAGUAUGACACACGGCAGGCCUCAAACCGCUGGGAGAAGAGAGCCAUGGAAAAGGAAAACAAAAAGACCCGGGAAAAGGCCAGAAAAGAGCGCAAUGAGCUGGUGCGCCAGCUAGUGGCCUUUGUGCGCAAACGUGACAAACGUGUGCAGGCACACAAAAAGCUGGUGGAGGAGCAGAACGCAGAAAAAGCCAAAAAGAUGGAGGAGUUAAGGAGGAAACAAAAACUAGAGCAGGCCCGGCUAGCAGAGAAUUAUAAGGAGCAGAGUUGGGCGGCCAUGUCUGAACUGGAGAAGGAGCUGCAGCAGAUGGAGGCUCAGUAUGGACAGCAGUUUGGAGACGCUUCAGACACUGAAGAGGAGCUUGAUGACAUGGAGGACGGAGUGGACGCAGGUGGGGAGGAUGCUGUUGAUGGUGCUGAUGAGAUAGAGGAGUUUUAUGAUGACCUUUACUGUCCUGCCUGUGACAAAUCCUUCAAAUCUGACAAAGCCAUGAAGAACCACGAGAAGUCAAAGAAGCACAGGGAGAUGGUGGCGUUGCUCCGGCAACAGCUACAGGAGGAAGAUGAGUCUCUGAAUCUGACUACAGCAGACAGAGAUGGAGAAGAAGGGGAGGCUGAGGAGGAAGAUGAAGAAGAAGAGGAGGAGAGGGACGAUGCACCUAGACAGAAGUUGUCCAAAAAACAAAGGAAAAAAAAGCGACAACAGAAAACCAUGAAUAAUGUUCCAGAAGAGCCAAAGCCUGAGAGUCAAGUUCCAGACUCCACGGAGGGCGUCAGUCCACCAGCCCAAAAGGGUAGUAAUGAGGAUGUCCCAGCCUCUGAAGACCCCACAGAGGAGAUGAAAAACAGUGGACCUGAACCCAACAAAAGUUCAGGGAAGCCAAAGGUCAAAAAAGGUGUAAAAGAUUCCAAAAAGAACAACAAACCUCAGGGAGGUGGGGAAGUAAGCCAAGAGAAGGAGCCAAACCUGCGCUGUGUGACUUGCCAGUAUGAAUUCAGCUCCAGAAAUAAACUCUUCGACCACCUGAAGAACACAGGCCAUGCCACCGCCCUGCAGUCCAGCACAGCCGCAAACACGGUGAAGAGCAAGAGGGAGAAGAGGAAAAACAGAUGACCACAGCAGUGACCAGCAGAGUUAUUACUAUUAGUAAUAUUAAUAAAGACUGAAGUACUGGAGGGGUUUAUACAGAACCUGCUUAGUCAGUGCUGUGAAAGCAUCUGUCUCUGGACUGUUUUACCAUUCGAAGUUAAUCUGAGCAAGUGUGUGCGUAUACAGGUUAGCAGUUUCUCCUUAUUCACGGUGGACACUAGGAAGCCCACAGCAUGCUAAUGCUACUACGAAUUGUUUUUCAGGAAUAGGGAAACAUAUCCAGAAAAAAAAUCAAUCAGAACUUCACUAAAUGCACUAUUUGUGGCUGAAAACGUUCUCUCUGUGAGAGCUCUCUGUUGUGAAUGUAGAGUGCAUUAUGUAUUUUAUCCUUCUCUUCCUGUAGGAGAAAUGGAGAAUAAAUUUGUCUUUGCUGCUGCUGUUGGUAUAUGA